Molecule: messenger RNA, 1079 nt
Organism: Anarrhichthys ocellatus (wolf-eel)
Lineage: Eukaryota; Metazoa; Chordata; Actinopteri; Perciformes; Anarhichadidae
Gene: tfpi2
Product: tissue factor pathway inhibitor 2
Exons: 5
Coding region: 46-726 (226 amino acids)
Biological process (GO): negative regulation of peptidase activity
Cellular component (GO): extracellular region
Molecular function (GO): serine-type endopeptidase inhibitor activity
Source: RefSeq, a predicted model, not a curated record
GGUCGGCAAAGCGGAAAAGACUGCAGUUGAAGCAAAAGUUUAACAAUGGAGUUUUGCACAUUAGCGCUGUUUACACUUUUCUCCUCGGUUUACAACGUGUUGGCGCUGUCACCUAAAGGCGCGUGUCUCCUUCAAGUGGACGAGGGACCUUGCAAAGGAGAAAUUGAGAGAUACUACUACAAUACUAUCACCCAAAAGUGCGAGCUUUUCUACUACGGAGGCUGCCAAGGGAAUGCCAAUAACUUCAGGAGUUAUCAGGAGUGCCAUAAAUCAUGUUUCAGAAUCCCAAAGGUUCCCCAGAUCUGCAGGUUUCCUAAAGUGGAGGGACCCUGCCGCGCCCUCUUUCGCAGCUACUUCUUCAACAUGACCACCAUGCAGUGUGAGUCCUUUUCCUACGGUGGCUGCCAGGGCAAUUCCAAUCGCUUCCGAGACCUCACCGCUUGUAAGGAGUACUGCAGUCCACGAAAAACUGUUCCUAUGCUCUGCCUGGACCCUCUGGACAAAGGGAGGUGCUCAGCCUCCAUUCCUCGGUAUUACUACAACACAGCCAGCAAGAUGUGCGAGGAGUUCAGCUAUUCAGGCUGCGGAGGGAGCAGCAACAAUUUUGUCUCGAGGAAGAACUGCAUGAACGUGUGUGUUACAGGAGGGAAGAAACACACAGGCCAAGGCAAAGGUCGGCGCAUGAGACGGAAUAGAUAUAAUCGGAUCACUUUCUUGCAGGCGUAGACGUCUGACACUCGGGGAUUCUCACUUGAACAAGGCCUUGGAGGAAACUUACCAAACUGACUGUUUUAUGCCAAAAUACUGUUUUAUGCCAAAAUGUUGACCAGCUCUUCUUUGUUGUUACUAGAAGAGUCAUACUAGCACAUACACACAUUUCCACUGUAUUGUUGUUUUGUAAUGCUUUAUGAGCUACUAUAAAUGUGAUUUCAAUGAAGUUUGUUACUACACUAAUGUUCCUGAUUGUGUAUUUUGAUACUGUAUGUGUGUAAUAUGUGUUUUAUAAGCAAUACAACCAUUUUUAUCCGCCUAACUAUUAUAUAAGCACAUUUAUUUUGAUAAAAAUAUACAGAAUUGUA